Molecule: messenger RNA, 609 nt
Organism: Sphenostylis stenocarpa
Lineage: Eukaryota; Viridiplantae; Streptophyta; Magnoliopsida; Fabales; Fabaceae
Source: the annotation of a GenBank genome assembly
AUGGGAGUUCAGCAAAAGCUCAGUGCUUUCCUCUUUCAAGUAAGUAUUGUUUUUGUUAUGUUUCUCAUUGUUAGCGCAUCUGAACAGCAUAAGGCUAAAGGCAGAUAUUCAAGCAGAAAAGACCGUAACACGAAGAUGAGUCCUAGACUUCAGUUCGAAAUCACAUUACAUGGGCUUCUCCUGUGGGCUUCAAUGGCGUUCUUGAUGCCUGUUGGUAUACUAGUCAUUAGACUGUCCAACAGAGAGGGGAAUAGAAGAAGGCUUAGAAUCAUAUUCUAUGUUCAUGCAAAGCUUGCCGUACUUCUUGCUACUGCAGGAGCAAUCAUGUCCAUAAAAAAUUUCAACAACUCCUUCAACAAUAAUCAUCAAAGAUUAGGGGUAGCAUUAUAUGGAAUUAUCUGGCUGCAAGUUCUAGUUGGUAUUUUUCGACCACAAAGGGGAUCCAAAAGAAGAAGUCUGUGGUUCUUUGCACACUGGAUAAUGGGAACUGCAACGUCAUUGCUGGGUGUCCUGAAUAAAAAUGGGUCUACAUACAAAACCAAGGAGCGGUUUAGGACAACUGAGUACAAACUACUGAUUCCUACUUAUCAAGAAACUGACUCAUGCUAA